Malus domestica (apple) is the source of this 1664-nucleotide messenger RNA. Lineage: Eukaryota; Viridiplantae; Streptophyta; Magnoliopsida; Rosales; Rosaceae. The record is from RefSeq and is a predicted model, not a curated record.
GAAAAGAAACACGAAAAAUGGGUUCUUUCGGAGGCUUAGCAAUCAUUUUUGCAAGCUUUCUUUGUCUAUUUCUUGUCUCAGAUCUAAUCGACUCGCAUUCGGAAGAUGAUGGCUUUGCAGGGGAUCCGAGACCCUCCUUACCGACUUAUCCAUGGAACCACCAAAGAAAUCUUUGACAUGAGAAAGGAAGUCAUGGGCAGGUCACAUAUUUUAUCACACGACACAUUUUCUGUAGUUCAGCCUCACAUGCACGCGUGGAUCAAGAUAUAUGGGAAGAAUUAUCUUCAAUGGCAUGGUUCUCAGGCUCAGUUGGUCAUACGGAACCCGACUUGUGCAAAGAGAUACCGAAUAACAAAGAUAGAGCUUCCGAAACGAGAGAUCGCAAACUUUGUGAAUAAGCUACUGGGAGAUGGCCUUGUGGCAACAACCGAAGCUGAAAAUGGGGGAAACUGCGGAAACUAGCCACCCAUACCUUCCAUGGAGAGACUCUACAAAGUAUGAUUCCGAAAAAUGAUAGCUAGUGCCGAGACAAUGCUAGAAAGGUGGAAAGAUUUUGAAGGACAAGAGAUUGAGGUGUAUGAAGAGUUUAGAUUGUUCACUUCGGAAGUGAUUUCUAGAACAGCAUUUGGCAGCAGCUAUAUUGAAGGAAAGAACAUUUUUGAUAUGUUGAUCAAGAUAGGCUCCCUAAUAUUCAAAAAUUCUCUCAAGGUCAGGGUUCCUGGCAUCAGUAAGUUCUUCAAAACCAGUGAUGAGAUCGAAUCAGACAAACUUGAGAUCGAAUCAGUCAAGAAAAGAGAAAAGAAGGCAAGGCCUGAAGAAAAAGACAGUUUCGGAAGUGAUUUUCUUGGAUUACUUUUGAAGGCUCGUCACAAUGCCAAUGACAACCAUAGGAUUUCGGUGGAUGAGUUAAUUGAUGAGUGCAAGACGUUUUACUUUGCUGGACAAGAAACCACUAAUACUUCGCUUGCUUGGACUGUAUUACUUCUGGCACUCCAUACGGAUUGGCAAGAGGAAGCAAGGAAGGAGGUCAUAAUUAUUUGGCAAACAAACUCCAAAUCACGAUGGCAUUUCCAAAAUGAGAACCGUGACGAUGAUCAUCAAUGUCUCUGAGGUUAUAUACCCCUCCGGUUUCUCCUGUAAGGAAAGCUGAAAGGGAAGUUAAACUGGGAAAGCUCAUCAUUCCUGCUAAUCUCGAAUUGGUUGUCUCGACCAUUGCACCUCACCAAGAUCCAAAAAUAUGGGGGCAAGAUGUCCACCUUUUCAAACAAGACAGAUUCUCAGAAGGGGUUUUGAAAGCAACUAACAAUAACGUGGGCGCAUUCAUACCGUUUGGACUGGGACCUCGAACUUAUGUGGGCUUGAAUUUUGCGACAACUGAAGCGAAGAUUGCUCUGUCCAUGAUUCUACAACGCUACUCCUUCACCCUUUCCCCCGGUUACGUCCACUAGCCCUUGCAUUAUAUUUCCGUUCGUCCACAUCAUGGAGUUCAGGUGAUUUUACUCGCUUUGAAUGGCGAAGACCAGAGUUUCCCAUGAUUCUUGUAUUUGGGGUAUCUUAAGCACCCAGACAUUGAUGCCUUUGAUUAUGUACUAGCUUAUAAACAGUUCAAUCGAUACACCCAUUGUUAGGUUUUAAAUUAAAACACAAACAAAAUUAUCACUGCA